AUGAGCGCCAUUGACUGGGAGCACGUGCCUGACGAGGAGCUCGAGGAAACUUUGUGGGAAAGAUUUGAAGGUCUUUCGGAGAUGUUUCCAUCAUUUCUUCAAAAGUUCGUCACCGGUACUGUCGACUGGACGAAGUGGUCGGCUUCAACUGGGUUCUGGCUUACAAGAAAUGCCGUCUGGAUAGCUGCUACAUCGUCACUGAUUCUCUUCAUGCCGUACAUCAUUGAGAAAGAACGAAGCGACCUUGAAAAGACACAGGUUGCUCAACAACGUCAGCUUCUGCUCGGUCCAGCCGCCGCCGUCCAAGCUGCCAAGUCGCCACAACAACAU
Molecule: messenger RNA, 330 nt
Organism: Mesorhabditis belari
Lineage: Eukaryota; Metazoa; Nematoda; Chromadorea; Rhabditida; Rhabditidae
Source: the annotation of a GenBank genome assembly